Messenger RNA from Thyridium curvatum, 1065 nucleotides. RefSeq lists its product as uncharacterized. The transcript is spliced from 3 exons. The record is from RefSeq and is a predicted model, not a curated record. The coding region runs from base 1 to 1065 and encodes 354 amino acids. Gene Ontology annotation, molecular function: L-malate dehydrogenase (NAD+) activity. Gene Ontology annotation, biological process: tricarboxylic acid cycle; carboxylic acid metabolic process. Gene Ontology annotation, cellular component: mitochondrion; cytoplasm. NCBI's taxonomy places the organism in Eukaryota, Fungi, Ascomycota, Sordariomycetes, Thyridiales, Thyridiaceae.
AUGUUUGCCGCUGCUAGAAUCCAGAGGCGCGCCUUUUCGGCCUCGGCCAGAGAUCGCCCUGCCUAUCAAGCUCGCCUGCUGACCUGUGACCUCUUCUCCCUCGUACAGCUCUCCAAGGUCACCGUUCUCGGUGCCGCCGGUGGCAUUGGCCAGCCUCUCUCCCUCCUCCUCAAGCUCAACCCCAGAGUCUCCGAGCUCGCCCUCUAUGAUAUCCGCGGUGGCCCUGGUGUCGCCGCCGACAUCUCCCACAUCAACACCAAGUCGACCGUCACGGGCUACGACCCGACCCCGACCGGCCUCAGCGCCGCCCUCAAGGGCUCCGACAUCGUGCUGAUCCCCGCCGGCGUCCCCCGCAAGCCCGGCAUGACCCGCGACGACCUGUUCAACACCAACGCCUCCAUCGUCCGCGACCUGGCCAAGGCCUGCGCCGAGUCGUGCCCCGAGGCCAACAUCCUCGUCAUCUCCAACCCCGUCAACUCGACCGUGCCCAUCUGCGCCGAGGUCUUCAAGGCCCGCGGCGUCUACAACCCCAAGCGCCUCUUCGGCGUCACCACCCUCGACGUCGUCCGCGCCAGCCGCUUCGCCUCCCAGAUCAAGAAGACGGACCCGGCCGACGAGAACAUCCCCGUCGUCGGCGGCCACUCGGGCGUCACCAUCGUCCCCCUCUUCAGCCAGACCAGCCACCCGGACCUGUCGGCCGACGCCGAGCUCGUCCACCGCGUCCAGUUCGGCGGCGACGAGGUCGUCAAGGCCAAGGACGGCGCCGGCAGCGCCACCCUGUCCAUGGCCAUGGCCGGCGCCCGCUUCGCCGAGUCCCUGCUGCGCGCCUCCCAGGGCGAGAAGGGCGUCGUCGAGCCCACCUUUGUCGACAGCCCCCUCUACAAGGACCAGGGCAUCGAGUUCUUCUCCUCCAAGGUCGAGCUCGGCCCCAACGGCGUCGAGAAGAUCCUGCCCGUCGGCAAGAUCGAUGCCAACGAGCAGAAGCUGCUCGACGCCUGCAUGGGCGACCUCAAGAAGAACAUUGAGAAGGGCGUCGCCUUUGUCGCCCAGAACCCCGGCAAAUAA